This is a messenger RNA of Meloidogyne enterolobii, 642 nucleotides long. The record is from the annotation of a GenBank genome assembly. Lineage: Eukaryota; Metazoa; Nematoda; Chromadorea; Rhabditida; Meloidogynidae.
AUGCCCUUUUUGGAUGUGCUGCCGUUUGACACACUUGCAAACGCUGUCGCCUACUUGCCGUUUGAUGAUUUGGCCAAAAUUGGACUUGUAUCAAAAAAAUUCCAUAAAGUCCAGAACAUGACAAGAUAUUCGCGAAAACACAUCUCCGUUGGAUUGCUUCGUCGUCUCUUCCCUGAUGCAAUAAUUCCUUCUCCGAGCACUACAAGUUGUGUUGGCAUGCUGCAAGUAAUGAGGCCACUUCGGCGAGCACUUCGUUCCUAUCCAUCAGGAAAUAUCAAUGAGGUGGACUUGUCUGAGUUGUUGGCCUUUCGCGAAUCGCAUUUUGAGGAGCUGUUGAAGUCCAUCAACAACGGGAAAUCACUGUUCACAGAGGUUCGACGGCUGAACGUGCGUGGUUGUGUUGUCGAACCAAAAGACAUUGCCUUUCUUGCUCAGCUAAUGCCUAAAGUCUGGUUCGUGCGCUGCUCACCACAAACGCUUGUUCUGCCAGAAGAAAUGUUUCAAAGAGCAUCUAAUGCUGACUGCCGAACAACAAUAUCAACUACGAAACCGAGUGGAAGACUAUGCCCAACUUUGCGGGAAACUAACGCAGCGACAACUCUUGCUAUUGUCUCAACUCACCGAGCAAUUCCCGUGUCUUGA